This is a messenger RNA of Saimiri boliviensis boliviensis (Bolivian squirrel monkey), 2426 nucleotides long. It is a transcript of the gene ASAH2, whose product is annotated as N-acylsphingosine amidohydrolase 2. The record is from RefSeq and is a predicted model, not a curated record. Gene Ontology annotation, cellular component: extracellular region. Lineage: Eukaryota; Metazoa; Chordata; Mammalia; Primates; Cebidae. Gene Ontology annotation, biological process: long-chain fatty acid biosynthetic process; ceramide catabolic process; sphingosine biosynthetic process. Gene Ontology annotation, molecular function: N-acylsphingosine amidohydrolase activity.
AUGGCCAAACGCACAUUCUCUAACUUGGAGACAUUUCUGAUUUUCCUUCUUGUAAUGAUGACUGCCAUCACGGUGGCCCUUCUCAGCCUCUUGUUUAUCACCAGUGGGACCAUUGAAAACCACAAAGGCAACCAUUUUUUUCCAACCACUCAAAGCCCUCCAGCCACGCAGGGCUCCACAGCCACCCAGGGCUCCACAGCCACCCAGAGCUCCACAACCACCCAGAGCUCCACAGCCACUCAAACUUCUCCAGAGACUUCUACCCCAGAGCCUCCUCUAUUUCAGAACUUCAGUGGCUAUCAUAUUGGUGUUGGACGAGCUGACUGCACAGGACAAGUAGCAGAUAUCAAUUUGAUGGGCUACAGCAAAUCUGGCCAGAAUGCACGGGGCAUCCUCACCAGGCUGUACAGUCGUGCUUUUAUCAUGGCGGAACCUGAUGGGUCCAAUCGAACAGUUUUUGUCAGCAUCGACAUAGGCAUGGUAUCCCAAAGGCUCAGGCUGGAGGUCCUGAACAGACUGCAGAGUAAAUAUGGCUCCCUGUACAGAAGAGACAAUGUCAUCCUGAGUGGCACUCACACUCAUUCAGGUCCUGCAGGAUAUUUCCAGUAUACUGUGUUUGUAAUUGCCAGUGAAGGAUUUAGCAAUCAAACUUUUCAGCACAUGGUCACAGGUAUCUUGAAGAGCAUUGACAUAGCACAUACAAAUAUGAAGCCAGGCAAAAUCUUCAUCAAUAAAGGAAAUGUGGAUGGUGUGCAGAUCAACAGAAGUCCCUAUUCUUACCUUCAGAAUCCACAGUCAGAGAGAGCAAGGUAUUCUUCAAAUACAGACAAGGAAAUGGUAGUCUUGAAAAUGGUAGAUUUGAACGGAGAUGACUUGGGCCUUAUCAGCUGGUUUGCUAUCCACCCGGUCAGCAUGAACAACAGUAACCAUCUUGUAAACAGCGACAAUGUGGGCUAUGCGUCUUACCUGCUUGAGCAAGAGAAGAACAAAGGAUAUCUACCUGGACAGGGACCAUUUGUAGCAGCCUUUGCUUCAUCAAACCUAGGAGAUGUGUCCCCCAACAUUCUCGGCCCACAUUGCAUCAACACAGGAGAGUCCUGUGAUAACCCCAAUAGUACUUGUCCCAUUGGUGGGCCUAGCAUGUGCAUUGCUAAGGGACCUGGACAGGAUAUGCUCGACAGCACACAAAUUAUAGGACGAACAAUGUAUCAGAGAGCAAAGGAACUAUAUGCCUCUGCUUCCCAGGAGGUAACGGGACCACUGGCUUCAGCACACCAGUGGGUGAAUAUGACAGAUGUGACCGUCUGGCUCAAUUCCACACACGCAGCAAAAACAUGUAAACCAGCAUUGGGCUACAGUUUUGCGGCUGGCACCAUUGAUGGAGUUGGAAGCCUCAAUUUUACACAGGGGAAAACAGAAGGGGAUCCAUUUUGGGACACCAUUCGAGACCAGGUCCUGGGAAAACCAUCUGAAGAAAUGAAAGAAUGUCAUAAACCAAAGCCUAUUCUUCUUCACACUGGAGAGCUAUCAAAACCUCAUCCCUGGCAUCCAGAUAUUGUUGAUGUUCAGAUUAUUACCCUUGGGUCUUUGGCCAUAACUGCCAUCCCAGGGGAGUUAACGACCAUGUCUGGACGAAGACUUCGAGAGGCAGUGCAAGCAGAAUUUGCAUCUCAUGGGAUGCAGAAUAUGACCGUUGUUAUUUCAGGUCUAUGCAAUGUCUAUACACAUUACAUUGCCACUUACGAAGAAUACCAGGCUCAGCGAUAUGAGGCAGCAUCUACAAUUUAUGGACCACACACAUUAUCUGCUUACAUUCAGCUCUUCAGAAACCUUGCUAAGGCCAUUGCUACGGACACAGUAGCCGACCUGAGCAGAGGUCCAGAACCUCCAUUUUUCAAGCAAUUAAUACUUCCAUUAAUUCCUAAUAUAGUGGAUAGAGCACCAAUAGGCAGAACUUUUGGGGAUGUCCUACAGCCAGCAAAACCUGAAUACAGAGUGGGAGAAGUUGCUGAAGUUAUAUUUGUAGGUGCUAACCCAAAGAAUUCAGUACAAAACCAGACCCACCAGACCUUCCUCACUGUGGAGAGAUAUGAGGCUACUUCAACAUCCUGGCAGAUAGUGUGUAACGAUGCCUCCUGGGAGACUCGUUUUUAUUGGCACAAGGGACUCCUGGGUCUGAGUAAUGCAACAGUGGAAUGGCAUAUUCCAGACACUGCCCAGCCUGGAAUCUACAGAAUAAAAUAUUUUGGACACAAUCGGAAGCAGGACAUUCUGAAGCCUGCUGUCAUACUUUCAUUUGAAGGCAGUUCCUCCGCUUUUGAAGUUGUAACUACUUAGUGCAAAGUUGACAGAUCAUUUAAAGAACAGCUUUACUCUGUACACAUUAUAUAAGUGAUUUCAAAUGAAUGUGAACUAGUGAACUACUA